This is a messenger RNA of Tribolium madens (black flour beetle), 6645 nucleotides long. Its product is annotated as fatty acid synthase-like. NCBI's taxonomy places the organism in Eukaryota, Metazoa, Arthropoda, Insecta, Coleoptera, Tenebrionidae. Gene Ontology annotation, biological process: fatty acid biosynthetic process. The record is from RefSeq and is a predicted model, not a curated record. Bases 39 to 6596 code for a protein of 2185 amino acids. Gene Ontology annotation, molecular function: fatty acid synthase activity; 3-oxoacyl-[acyl-carrier-protein] synthase activity; oxidoreductase activity. The transcript is spliced from 14 exons.
CCCAGACAAAAUCCCUCUUCACUCACUCCUCACCAACCAUGGACUCAAACAGCACAAACUUCCAAUUCGGUCGUUGGUUGGCAACUCCACCACCGGGUGAAGAAGUCAUCAUUUCAGGAACUUCAGGCCGAUUCCCAGCCUCCAACAACGUCCAAGAAUUCCGCGACAAUCUUUUCAGCAAAAAAGACAUGAUGGACGAGAUUGACAAACGCUGGAAAGUCAACAAUAGCGAAAUCCCCUCAAAAGGGGGCCUCCUCCCUGACAUCACCAAAUUCGAUCCGGGAUUUUUCGGGAUUCACUAUCGCCAAGCCGAGAAUAUGGAACCAGCGAUGAGGAACUUUCUUGAAGUAGCGCUGGAGGCAAUCCUAGAUUCGGGAUUUCAUCCCAGGGAAUUGGAAGGGAGCAAAACGGGGGUUUUUGUGGGGUAUUCCUGGUCGGAUUUAGAAGCACCGUCUUUGAGCGAAGCUGGGAAGCCCCAGAUUUUCGGAAUGACAGGUUACAGCCGGAGUUUUUUUCCUCACCGGAUUAGUUACUAUUUGAAACUCAAAGGGCCUUCAGUGGUGGUCGACUCGGCUUGCAGUAGCUCGUUUAAUGGCCUUGAACAUGCCUUCAAGGCUAUAAGAACCGGGCAAUGUGAUAAUGCCCUAGUCGGCGGUUGUAACCUAACCCUACAUCCUGGUACCACUUUACAGUUUGCACGGUAUGGCCUUUUGAGUAAAGACUGCAUUUGCAAAGUGUUUGAUCAAGAUGCCAAUGGCUAUGUGCGCAGUGAAACAGUUGCUUGUGUUUUUUUGCAAAAGGCCAAAAAUGCCCGCCGGAUUUAUGCCCAAAUCGUGGGUGCAAAAAUCAACGACGAUGGCUUCAAGAGUGAAGGUUUAUCGUUCCCAUCGCACAAAAUGCAAGGCCAACUUUUGAAGGAAAUCUACAACGAGUGCGACAUAGCACCAUCCCGGAUCGCAUACAUGGAACUGCAUGGUACUGGUACCAAAGUGGGCGAUGGGCAAGAACUCCAAGCCGUCGACGAUGCAAUAGUGAACCAAAGGGACAAAACCUUGAUAAUAGGUUCCGUCAAGUCGAACAUUGGGCACGCGGAACCCGCCUCUGGCAUGUCCUCCCUCAUCAAGGUACUCAUCGCGAUGGAGGAGGGAAAAAUCGCACCAAACAUGAACCUGAACCAAAUCAAGGCCGGGUUCACGUCCCUCGAGCAAGGGAAAUUGAAGGUCGCGACCGAAAUAACCCCUUUGGAGGAUGAGGAACCCAUAGUGGGGAUAAGCAAUUUUGGGUUCGGGGGGAAUAACUGUCACGUGAUUUUGAAACGAGUGUCAAAAGUGAACCACAAGGUUCGAGAUGAGGUUCCAAGGUUGGUUUGUGUGAGUGGUCGGACUGUUGAAGCAGUUGAAGAGAUUUUAAAUGAUGUUAAAAGGAGAAAAUUCAACGUUGAAUUUGUUGCAAUGUUGCACCAACUUUUCAAAAAUCAAUUCACUACUCACUUGUACCGGGGGUUUACCCUUAUUACCAAAAAUGGUACUCUUGGUACUUCCAUUAGCCAAAUUGGGGUUGAACCAAGUGUUUUGGUUAAUUUCGGGGAGUUCCAAAAGAGUUACAAAGGAGUUUGUCAGUACUUUAUGUUGUUUCCGACAUUUAGGAGUACCAUGGAACGGAUUAGUGACAUUUUGGGGAGUGGUACCAAUCUUUAUGACAUUAUUUUGGGAGGGAGCACCAAGAAUGAUCUACUUGGGAGUGUUUGUACCCAAAUUGGGAUUAUUGACACUCUAAGGGACAUCCAAGUGGUACCAAAAGUCACAUGGGGGAACCCCAUUGGUAAACUAAUCUGUGCCUAUUAUCACAAAGUUGUGACACUUGAAGAAUUAAUUGAAAUGGUACUUAACAUAGAUUCCGAAAAUCACAAAUUUCAAAUUUUAACUGCAAGUACCAAAAUUGAAAUUUUGGAAAAUUUUGAAAAUUGUCACCACAUUUUGAAUGUCAGUGAUUGUGAUAAGACUCUCACUCAGGGUCUUGCAACGUUUUUAAAUUUCCUCGGCCGGUUGUACCAAAGUGGGUACGAUUUGGACUUGGCUAAACUCUACACUCCUGUUACAUUCCCUGUAAGUCGUGGUACUCCAAUGAUCUCACCUUUGGUCAAGUGGUACCAUGCCAAAGUUUGGCACAGUACUGCCUUCACAGCAUUUGCCAAAAAGACCGACAUGAAGUACGAUAUUGGGUUAAUGGAUGAGAAUAGUUACUUGGAAGGGCAUGUCAUCGAUGGUCGUAAUUUGUUCCCCGCCACUGGUUAUUUGAACAUAAUUUGGGAGAUAAUCGCCAAGGAGCGGUUUGUUCAACCGAUUCAUUUGCCUAUAGUUUUCCAAAAUUGUAAAUUUGUGAGAGCGACAACAAUGCCAAAAACCGGUUUUGUCACAUUUUCGGUCUCGAUUCAACGCAAAAAUGGGUUUUUUGAAAUUGUCGAAAAUGAUAGUAUUGUUAUGACAGGAGAGGUUUUGGUACCGGAUGAUAUAAAGUCGUACCAAAUUGAUUUACCCGAAUUGGAAAUUAAAAAUGAUCCAAAGGAGUUUUUGGACGAAUUUGAAGUUUAUAAAGAGUUGUAUUUGAGAGGUUAUAAUUACAGUGGGUUGUUUAAAGGCUUAGUUAAAUGUAAUAUUGAUGGGUCAGCUGGGUUAGUACGAUGGGACAAUAACUGGAUCAGUUUUAUGGAUAAAAUGCUUCAAAUUAAAAUUUUGCAACUCGAUUCAAGGCUUUUAUAUGUCCCGACUGGCAUCAAAAAAUUGUCAAUUGAUCCAAUCAAACAUCUAGAAAUUGUCGAAGAAACAAGGGAAAAUGUAAUUCCAGUCUAUUCCUACAAAAACAGUGAUGUUAUCAGAUGUGGGGGUAUUGAGAUUUUGGGUCUCCAAGCCAACGCCAUCUCCAAACGCAAGCCCCUCCUCGAGCCGGUUUUAGAAAAGAGCAUUUUCAUCCCCAACGAAACCACCCUCGACUUGCCCCAAUCAAUCCGAGUCAACACCCAAAUCAUCCUCGACGAAAGUCUCGAGAAAAACUUCACAGCUUUGGAAAUCCUCGACGAGUUUUCCGCCCCCGAAACGCCCCUCGUGAUGCCCUUGCUGUUCAACGCCCUUGAGGACAUCCCCCUAAUCCACCCAAAAUUGACAAUUUCGUCCAAAAACCCCCUGGAAAACAUCCCAGGGGUGAAAAUCGAAGCCACCACUUUAUCCUCCACUAGCAAUCUUCUCCUAGUCGUCGCCACGAAACUAUUCCAAAGAGCGACUCUUUUGAACCAAGUUUUGAGUGCUUUGAGCCAAAACGGUUUUGGUUUGAGUCGCGAAAACCGGGAUUUUGACCCGGAAAAUUGUGAGAAAAUCACGAUUCUGACACAGUUUGUGACCCCAAACGAGAAAAUAAUUUUAUUCAAGAAAACCGAACCGAAUUGUGACCCAAAAUUAAUCCAAGUGACCUCUGAUAACUUCGAUUGGGUACCACUAGUGAAAGAACAGUUGAAAACUGACUCUCGAGUGGUACUUUACAGUGAAAAGGGGGCCCUUGAGGGCAUUUUAGGUCUUGUCAAUUGCCUACGGAAGGAACCAGGCGGGGGCAAAAUCACUUGUUUUUCCAUAAUGGACGAAGUGGUACCAAAACUGGACCAACAAAUGGCCAAAAACAUGGCGUUUAAUGUUUACAAGAACCAAAAUUGGGGGACUUACCGACAUUUACACUUACCAAAUGCGGUGGAAAGUACCAAAGACCAUGCAUUUGUCAGUUUAUUAUCACGUGGGGAUUUAUCAAGUUUGCGAUGGGUGGAAGGACCAUUAUCAAAAACUGACCCAUGUGUCAGUGCCAACUAUUGUGCUAUCAAUUUCAAGGACAUUAUGACAGCAACUGGUCGUAUCGUAUUGGCCAUGGAACGGAUAAAACAAGACUCAAUUGAAGGACUUGAAUACAGUGGACGCGAUUCUAAUGGUACCAGAAUCAUGGGAAUGACAGACCAUCGAGCUAUGGGUACUUUAAUCAACCCAGAUUUACCCCUUUGUUGGAGAGUACCACCACAAUGGACACUUGAAGACGCAGCUACGGUACCAGUCGUCUACAGUACGGUCAUUUACGGUCUAUUAAUGCGUUCAAAUUUAAAACCCGGUACCUCGAUUCUAAUCCAUUCGGGUACUGGUGGUAUUGGACUUGCGGCCUUGAAUGUAACCCUUGCCCAUGGUUGUACCAUCUACGUCACAGUUGGUACCAAGGAAAAACGCGAUUUUCUUCGAAAAAACUAUCCGGAGAUUCCUGAGAACCACAUCGGGAACUCACGUGACUUAUCAUUUGAAGAAAUGAUUAAAACACACACUAGAGGUCGCGGUGUUGAUAUUGUUUUAAAUUCGUUGACUGAGGAGAAGUUGAGAGCUUCGGUGAGGUGUUUGGCUCGAGGUGGGAAAUUUAUGGAAAUUGGAAAAUUCGAUUUGAUUAAUAAUAAUUUCAUUGAUUUAUUACUACUGGAGAAAGGGGCCAGUUAUCAUGGGAUUAUGGUUGACACACUGUUUAAGGAAUCAGCGGAAGAUAAGAUGAAACUUAACCGAAUGGUUGAAGAAGGGAUUAGGAAAGGUUAUGUUAAACCGAUUCCGAGGACGGUUUUCGAAAGUGACAGUAUUGAGGCCGCCUUCCGGUAUAUGAUGACUGGGAAACACAUCGGGAAAGUUUUAGUCAAGAUUAGGGGAGAAAAUCAAGAGGAAACUUCAAUCAAGUGUUUACCCAAAUUCUGGGCUGAUCCGAAGAAAAGUUACAUAAUUCUUGGUGGUUUGGGGGGCUUUGGUUUAGAACUCGCCGAUUGGUUGGUCUUGAGAGGGGCCCGAAACCUCCUAUUGACAUCCAGGACCGGCAURCAAACCGGCUAUCAAACKCAACGAAUCAAAAUCUGGCAAUCAUACGGUGCUCGUAUCCACAUUUCCACAAUCKCAAUUUCUUCAAAAGAAGAUUGCGUCAAUUUAAUUGAAGAAGCGUCAAAAUUGGGUGUUGUUGACGCAAUUUUCAACCUUGCAGUUAUCCUGAAAGACGAACUUUUUGAAAAUCAAACUGAAGAAUCUUUCAGGAUUUCUCUAACACCCAAAGCUUUCGCCACGAAAUAUUUGGACGAAGUUUCACGAGAUUUGUGUCCAAAUUUGCGACAUUUUGUAGUUUUUUCAUCCGUUUCAUGCGGACGUGGAAACAUCGGACAAACMAAUUAUGGCAUGGCCAACUCGAUCAUGGAACGAAUUUGUGAAAAACGCAAAAGUGAGGGGUUCCCCGCUUUGGCCAUCCAAUGGGGAGCAAUCGGAGAUGUCGGUUUAGUUGCAAAAAUGCAGAAAGAUAACAAGGAAUUAGUGAUCGGUGGUACUCUUCAACAGAAAAUUUCAAGCUGUCUCAAUGUCUUGGACCGAUUAUUGAACCAAGAGGAACCAAUAGUGUCCUCAAUGGUGGUGGCAGAAAAACGCGAUAAGAGAAUCGGGGGUGAGAGUGCAGUCGAUGUCGUUGCCACUCUUCUAGGAAUCAAAGAUAUUAAAACUGUGAGUCAACAAUCAUCCCUUUCUGAACUCGGAAUGGACUCAAUGAUGGGCAACGAAGUAAUGCAAGUCUUAGAAAAAGAUUUCGAGAUUUAUGUCACACCGAAAGAUCUCAGAACUAUGACUUUUGCCAAAUUAAUUGAAUUAGAGGCUCAAAGAACGUCAAUCCACGACGAGAAAAGCAAACAAAAAAUGGAACAAGGCUCAAAUACCAUCAUCCAAUUCAUUCCAGAUGGAGAGUUUGAUCAAGAAAUUAUUAAAAUGGAAAGUGGGGCUAGUGAUCAGGAUCAAGUACCCACAAUUUUUGUUUUACCAGGAGUUGAAGGUGUUUUGAAAUUGUUGGAACCUUUAGUCAAAAACUUGAAAGCGAGGGUUUUCGGGGUGCAAUACGCGUACCAAAAACCGGAAGUUUCCAUUCCGGAAGUUGCCGAAAAUAUCCUUCCAAAAAUUGAGAAGUACAUCACAGAAGGGAAAUUCUUCUUGAUUGGGUACUCUUUCGGUGUGAUUGUGGCUCUGGAGCUCGCCUCGCGCCUCGAAGCCAAACACUACACCGGAACCAUUGUCGCCAUUGACGGUUCCCCCCACUACACCAAAUCCCUCCUCCAGCACUACAUUCCCGGGGAAACCCCCGCCGAAUUCGAAACCAUGAUCCUUGUUAACAUCCUCGCAAUUUUCCUCCCCCUCGAUCUCAUCGUAAAAAAUAAAGAAAAAUUGUUAAAUUGUCCAACUUUUGACGACCGAAUCGAAACGGUGCGUACUUUCGUCCCCGGGGAUUUACCCAAUUUACAAAAAAUGGACAAACAAGCCGCUUUCACAUUACGUGAACGAUUUCGAACCGUUUUAGAUUACAAAUCAAGUGGGCUAAAAUUACAAUCGACGAUCAAAUUGUACAAAGCUGAACAUCCACCUGUCACAAUAGCCAACUUGGAUGAAGAUUAUAAAUUAUCGGAAUUUUGCCAAAAUAAAGUCGAAGCGAUGACAAUCAAUGGAAAUCACAUCUCGAUGUUGGAACAAAAAGAAUUGGCCAAUGAUGUUAGUCAAUUUUUUGCACUAGACUUUUAAAUUGUCAAAAUUGUGGUGUCAGUUUAGUGAUAAUAAAAUUUUAAAAUGA